Alternaria infectoria is the source of this 1374-nucleotide messenger RNA. RefSeq lists its product as uncharacterized. Bases 1 to 1374 code for a protein of 457 amino acids. Lineage: Eukaryota; Fungi; Ascomycota; Dothideomycetes; Pleosporales; Pleosporaceae. The transcript is spliced from 6 exons. The record is from RefSeq and is a predicted model, not a curated record.
AUGAGCAAGUUUUCCAGUAUGUUGUUGCCUCCGAAGGGCGUCAAGGAAGUAAUGGAUGACGAGGACGAAAUCAAGACGUUCGAAGCGUUCAAGACAACCACCGGUGGUGCUUUGCAUUCUGCACUUGCUGUGCCUACCCAAUACAACCGUCAACGUGGAGAGUGGAGGACUCUACCGAGCAACGAGCUUGAAGCUGUUCUUAAGAAGGCCAGUGCAGUUUUCCCUGGAUGCAAAACCGAGAGUUGUACAUGGAAUGAUGUGUUCGAGCGGAUCGACGCGGUGAAAGAGGCGUACGACGCCAAAGCCCCAAAAGGGUCCUUCCGAAGUUUCCUUCGGAACGGCAAAGCAGAUGCCACCACACUCAACUCUCUUUGCUUCAUAAUCCCAGAAGAAUAUGGCCUUGGUGUCUUACGUGGAGGGCUGUCAUUCAUCUUCCAGGCCUGGGAACAACGCAUCGAGAACCGAGAGAAAAUACUCGAGCUACUGUCAGACGUUGUCGACACUCUCAAAGCGACGGCCGAGAUGUACAAGGUAUUUCGAGAUGACGAACUCAAGGAGAAGACGCGAGAUCUCUACGGCGUUAUUGUUGAUUCUCUGAGAUUGCUUACUGAGAUGCUGCUUCGGUGUCGCAAAGAUGGAUCAUUCAUCCGCCGUAUAAAGACACGACUGCCGGAUCACGAAGCAGUCGUGUUGGAAGGCCUCGAUCAUGAGAUACAAAACGCCAAGGCCAGGGUGACGAGUCGAAUUGACAUUCUGAACGCACAAACCCUGCAGAAUGUCAGCAAGACGGCUUCUGCUAACAGUAUCGAGUUGCACGCAACGCGUUUUGGAGUUCAGGAAGUAUCGCAUUGUGUUAGGCGUAUUGAUGGGGAAAUGAAAACCCUUAACCGAAGCGUGAAAGAGCUGAAAGAAGACAUUAAGCAAGACUUUCAAAGGCUGUUCGAGGGUAACAUGUCACAGAUGGUCUCCAAGAACGAGGUUGCUGCUACCGUGCAGACUCUUGUGUAUAACAUGGUCGCGGAAAUGGUGUGCCAGACAAAGCAGCCUCUCAAGCAGAUUGUUGGAACCGAGGUCAUCGCGGAGGAGCGACGUCUUACCCAGCAGACAAUAUUGAUGACGACGGAAGAGCUUCUGUGGAUGCUCGGCGUGGAUCUCGUAUACUUGAUCCGCGAGACGGAGCAUAUCUUGAGACAGAGCAACUCUUUACGACCCAAGGGUCUCGGCAAGGCGCGAUGGCUGCUCACGACCGCGCAAUUCAAGAAUUGGCUGAGUCAGCCGUUGUCCGGAAUCCUCCUGGUUGAUGGGCAUUGCAAAGAUGAUGACAAGCUCCAGUAUGAUCCUGCACUUCUUUUGCAGCAGCCAUACCAGAGUUGA